AUUCAUUCUUGUUCGUCUACGUCUAUAUAUCUAAUAGCAUAGGAAAAAUAAGAAGAAAAGGGAAGGGGUAAAUUAGAGACAGAGAUAGAAAAGGGGAUGGCAAGUAAAGGAAAAUCUAAGUAAUUGUGUGAAACAAAAAGAAAUAUAUAACAAGGGAACAAACUCGAGAUUCUAGCUUUCAACGUUUAUCACAAGCUACGUGAUGUCAUGAGAAUACGCGCGCGCGCACAUUCGAAGUAAAGAGAGAAGAAAGGAAAGAGAGACGUUUAUAAACGAGUAUGAGUGCACCAUUUAUGUGUACACACACGUAUCGCAUCCACGCGUAUAUAUAUGAGAAAGCCGGGAUCAUCAUAGAUAGUUUUACAUCUUUCCAAGAGAUUCUAUUGCGUCGAGGAAAACUACUCGACGUUGUACGAAGGUUUAUAAGGAGUAAAUUCGAGAUCAAGAUAUUAAAGGGAAAGAAAGAAAAAUAAUAGACAGCAUGCUAAGUAGCUUGGCAAACUAUUUACUAGGAGGUAACAUCUCCACAACACAAAAUUCGCGCAAUGCUUCCAAUAGUGAAAGUCUGGAGAAUUUCCCUGUAGUAGCUAGACUCAGUCAGGUGGAGGUCGAGGGCGACGAUUGGAUCCUCAUCGACCGCACUAUUGAGGGCGCAACGGCGCUGGAGGAGUCGUGGUAUGUAACACCUCCCGCAUGUUUUACACGGGCAGGACCCGUAAACGUAGAAACCUCACCGCUCGAGGAUUUGCUGAUCGAGCACCCAAGUAUGUCUGUCUAUCGAGCGACAACAGCGUCUCCGGUCGCUCCUGAUACUCCACCGCCUACGCCAGACGCUACGGAGGAACGAGACUUCGAAGAGGAUGUUACUCCACCUGCUCGUACUUCAGAUCUAUCCACCAUUUCCAUAGAACAUGGUCUCAGAAGGAGCGAGGAUAACGAUACAUUAUCCAGACCGGCCAUCCAUGACGGUAGACCUGCCAAUAACCGGACUAAUAGUGACAAAGUCCGAGUCAUUCAGCUUCGUUCCGCUCAAAAGGUUCUUGAGAAAAGAUCUACUCAAGCACUGAAGAGAGGUCGAUUGGAGAGGAGUAACAAACUGAGGGAAGUGUUCAGUGUAAAGGGCAAGCGGCCACGCCGCCAAGACCGUUUACGUCUUCAAAAUAGUGGCGCAAAUAAUAAUCGAAAAUGCUAGUCAUUCGAUCUCAGGCCAAGGUGUACUUAAAUUUUUCCUUCUUAAGAAAAAAGAAAAAAGAAAGAAAGAAAAAAAAAAAAAGACAAAACGGAGAAAAAAUAAUUCGAUUUAAACACUGUUUGAUUUUAAUUUUUGUUAUGGUUAAUUAAUUAAUUAUUCAAGACGAAUAUGAAAGUGGGAUUGUUCCCUUUUCGUGCGAACACGUCGUGGAAAUGUAUGGACGUAUGAGAUAUUUUGAAAAUGAUGUAGAUGUGUGACUAUGGUAAUUUAAGAAUUUCUCGAGUCGCUUUUAUUCACGAUGAACUUGUUAGAUAGUGUCGUCAUGCUUUUAUCCAAUUUUUAAAUCCAUUCUUUUAUCAUAAGUAAUAGAUAAUUUUCGAUUAGAGCAAAUAUAUGUAAUAGUAUGAUUUUUUUGCUUUGCAAUUGUUGUAAAUACAAGUGAAUGGAUCCUAAGGAACAGAGCUCCUUACUUAUUCGAAAAACGCGUAGCAAACUCUGAAAAAAGUUCUAGUGACGCGUUUCAAGUCCUGAUACUCUGAUACUCCUGUCUACAGUUAGCCUAUAAAUUGCGUGCUCGAACAGACAGGGGUUUGUAACUUUAUUGAAAGACAAAACAUUUGUGCUUUGAAAAUGCAACACUUUCUUUAUCGAGUGUCGGAGCGCCUCUUAUGUGAUGACAUUAAAAGAAAAAAGAAAAAAAAAAAAAAUCAAAAAAAGAACAAAGUUUUACUACAUAUGGAGGAUAUCGCAUGUUAAAGAAGCGAUAUUGCGACACUUUUUUACUAUAAAUCGUAUCGUUUUAUCGUUUUGAAGUAUGUUUAGUGGGGUAUAAAGUAACUUUCCCUCGUCCCCCCCCCUUAUUGUGUAAAAGACGCAACAAAGGUGUUCUAUUUUAACAUAUAAAACGAUACAAUUUGAAGUAUCGUUACACAAAGACGGCAGUUCGUAACCUCGAUAGUUAAAAAAAGAAAAAAGAAAAACAUUCUCAAAUCACAAGUACUUUGGGCGUAUUCACCGUGUGAAUCUUAUACAGCUUGAGUCUUACUCGAGAACAUUGUGAUCGAUGCACGAAACGAUACCAUAAACAAAAAAAAAAAAAACAGAUCAAAAAAAAAUAUUUCCACGCUUCUACUUGUGGAUUAUAACCGAGUCCCUGUUAUUCAGCGGGGUAUAGAAACUGUUAUGAGCGGGUCUUCCGUGGAAAAAAAAGAUGUAUUAAAAACGUUAUAUAGAAAAUAAUUUUUUUUUCGUCACCGUGAAACGGUACUGGUUAUUAAUGACCAUAAGAAAGAUACGAUAAACGAUAAAGUAUCUGGAAACAAUCUUUUAGUGUUAAAAAAGUGAGCGAAUGAUCGACUAUGUUCAGGUAAAUUAAAUUAGGUUUUCAUUGAUGGACGUUAUGCACAUAAAAAUAACGACAAAGUGAUCGGAGUAACAAGAAAAUAUGUAUUCUAUAUUCACUCAUACUCUUGCUACUCCAUGUAUGUAAAAUGCGUUCAUUACACGUUGCACAUAUGUUAGAUUUGAAUAAUACACGUAAAAAAGAAUAUAUAUGUGUGUAUGGAUAUAUAUAUAUGUAUGUAUGUAUGUAUGUAUGUAUGUAUGUAUGUAUGUAUGUAUGUACGUAUGUAUGUAUAUGUAUAUUGUUUUAUAUCCUUGAUCCGAACAUUAUGUAUAUAUACACAUGUAUACGUGCGUACUUGUAUAUAGAGAUAGAGAGAUUUUCUUUUGAGCAUAAAUUUUAAGCAAUAAGUAGUAACGUACAGUAAUUAGAUACAUAAAUUGUGUAACAUCCAUUAAUGAAGAUCUGGCCGAUACUUAAAGAAAUAAGUAUCGAUAUAGAAUAUUACGUGAGAGUGCGAAGACAGGUGCACGCAUAUACACGCAAACACAGCUUUACGUAGAGUAAAGAAGUGAAUUUUUAGUAUAAUUAUUAAUAAAGCAAAUUCUAUCUGAGGGAAGAACAACGGCCCAUAUUUUCGUUGUUCUCCUUGGUGGACAUUUCGAAUGACAUCAAGCAUAUUAUAUAUGUUUGACAACGACGCAUCAUUAGAAUGAAAACAAAUAUAUAAUCUUAUAUAUCACAGCGAAAUGAUUACAAAAAUAAGAAGCCCGAUAGAUGCGCGUUAUAGCGCAUACAAUUUUGCGGUUAAUAAGCGCAUUCGCUAGUAAUAUGCAUCGAUGCGAUAUAUCUCGACAAACUGAUAUACAAACACAAUAGGUGGUGUAGUAUGGUAUAUUAAAUGAAUUUGUUCAAUUCUUUUUGUGAAUUGUGCACGUAAAGAAAGCAAGUCAAAACUGACAAUUUCAAGUUAAAAUGAUACGAACUUUCGGAAACUUGCGGUUUCCUUCGAAGAAUGUUUUGUGUUAAAUGUGUGAUAUGAUGAUUUUUGAGAGAAUAUAAAUGAUUACGUUCCACGAUGGUGUCGCCGAUUUGCACAAAUUAACAGAAGGAAACAUAGAUACAACAGAUUAAAAAGAUAGAAAAAAGAAAAUCGCGUUCCUGAGCCGUUAUUUAGCGAUGAUGUAUACGCGUACUAUGUAUGUAUCUCCAAACGAACGGCGGUGAUCAUUUUAAAAACAAUUAACAAUUAAAAAAUUUAAUUAUCGAUCGAACGUUUCGAAGGAACUUAACGAAAUUCGAAUCAAGUGUUCUAAAUAAUUUGAAACGAUCUUGUACGCUAAUUCCUUCGAUUCUAUAAUAUGACUUGCGCUAUAGUGAUUAAUCGAUUAAUUAUAUUAUCUAAUUGUACGUUCGUGCACCUUGACCCUAAAUAACAUAAUAAAAUAUUUUAUGUCAUUAA
Vespula pensylvanica (western yellowjacket) is the source of this 3996-nucleotide messenger RNA. It is a transcript of the gene TP53INP, whose product is annotated as tumor protein p53-inducible nuclear protein 2. The transcript has 4 exons. Gene Ontology annotation, cellular component: autophagosome; nucleus. The record is from RefSeq and is a predicted model, not a curated record. Lineage: Eukaryota; Metazoa; Arthropoda; Insecta; Hymenoptera; Vespidae. Gene Ontology annotation, biological process: autophagosome assembly; positive regulation of DNA-templated transcription. The coding region runs from base 482 to 1192 and encodes 236 amino acids.